Carassius gibelio (silver crucian carp) is the source of this 786-nucleotide messenger RNA. Its product is annotated as GTPase IMAP family member 7-like. Bases 1 to 786 code for a protein of 261 amino acids. The record is from RefSeq and is a predicted model, not a curated record. NCBI's taxonomy places the organism in Eukaryota, Metazoa, Chordata, Actinopteri, Cypriniformes, Cyprinidae. Gene Ontology annotation, molecular function: GTP binding. The transcript is spliced from 2 exons.
AUGAGCUGCCCAUGUUGUCCCCGCAUUUAUAUUCCGCGAGGUCCACGACUUCGCAUAGUAUUGAUUGGAAAAACUGGAGUGGGAAAAAGUGCUUUGGGAAAUACUAUACUUUGCAGAAAGGUUUUUGAAUCAAGCCCUUCUGCAACCUCUGUCACUGAGCGGUGCAAAAAAGCAAUGGUCUGUAACAAAAGAGAGAUUUAUGUGAUUGACACCCCUGGAAUCUUGGAUACCAGCAAAUCAAAAGAACUCAUCAAAAGAGAAAUAGUGAGAUGUAUACAGGUCUCAGCACCAGGUCCUCAUGCGUUCCUGCUGGUGAUACAAAUUGGCCGUUUCACUGCUGAGGAGCAAAGAUCAGUCCAGGCCCUGCAAGAGCUCUUUGGAGAAGAAGCUUCAAAAUACAUGAUAGUGGUCUUCACUCAUGCAGAUUUACUUGGUAAUCAAACAGUUGAGGAAUAUGUGAAAACCGGCCAUGCAGAACUCCGUAGAGUGAUCCAGAGUUGUGGUAGUAGAUAUGUUGCUUUUGAUAACACUGAAAAGAACAAUCGAGUUCAAGUAAGAAGAUUAAUGGAGAAAAUUGAUGAAAUGGUGGCAGCAAAUGGGGGAGAAUGCUUCACUCAGGACAUGUUUAUAGAAGCGGAAGAAAAGAUUCAGCAACAGAAAGUGGAGAGAGCAGCCGCAGAGCUUCUAGAGUAUCAGUUUAGCUUUCUUGGGAUUCUUGACAACAGAGUUGCUUUGUUCCAACAAGUAUUGAUGGAGGGUCUUUUAGAACAGGCCGCUCUUGAUUAG